Messenger RNA from Neoarthrinium moseri, 1587 nucleotides. RefSeq lists its product as uncharacterized. The transcript is spliced from 2 exons. Lineage: Eukaryota; Fungi; Ascomycota; Sordariomycetes; Amphisphaeriales; Apiosporaceae. Gene Ontology annotation, molecular function: RNA helicase activity; mRNA binding; ATP binding. Gene Ontology annotation, cellular component: cytoplasmic stress granule; P-body. Gene Ontology annotation, biological process: cytoplasmic stress granule assembly; P-body assembly. Bases 1 to 1587 code for a protein of 528 amino acids. The record is from RefSeq and is a predicted model, not a curated record.
AUGACGGACGUAUUGGCCGACAAGCUGCGGGCGUCGACACUGAAUGACAGCGCCGCGGCGUCGUCGUCGUCCGAGGACUGGAAGAAGAGCCUCAACAUCCCCACGAAAGAUGGCAGGCAGCAAACAGAGGACGUUACCAACACCAAGGGCCUGGAGUGGGAGGACUUUUCCCUCAAGCGCGACCUGCUGAUGGGCAUUUUCGAAGCCGGCUACGAGAAGCCCUCGCCCAUCCAAGAAGAGGCCAUCCCCGUGGCCCUGACCGGCCGCGACAUACUCGCCAGGGCCAAGAACGGCACCGGCAAGACGGCCGCCUUCGUUGUGCCCACCCUACAACGAAUCAACCCCAAGAUCGCCAAGAUCCAAUGUCUCAUCCUCGUCCCGACCCGCGAGCUGGCCAUGCAGACCUCGCAGGUAUGCAAGAUCCUCGGCAAGCACCUCGGCAUCAACGUUAUGGUCACCACCGGUGGCACCGGCCUGAGGGACGACAUCAUCCGCCUGCAGGACCCUGUCCACAUAGUGGUGGGCACUCCGGGUCGCAUCCUCGAUCUCGCCGGCAAGAACGUGGCCGACCUGAGCGAGUGCCCCAUGUUCAUCAUGGACGAGGCCGACAAGCUCCUCUCGCAAGAGUUCACCCCCGUCAUCGAGCAGCUGCUGCAGUUUCACCCCAAGGACCGCCAGGUUAUGCUCUUCUCCGCCACCUUCCCCCUCUCGGUCAAGGACUUCUCCGACAAGAACAUGGUCAACCCCUACGAGAUCAACCUCAUGGACGAGCUCACCCUGCGCGGUAUCACCCAGUACUACGCCUUCGUCGAGGAGAAGCAGAAGGUCCACUGCCUGAACACCCUCUUCUCCAAGCUGCAGAUCAACCAGUCCAUCAUCUUCUGCAACUCCACUAACCGUGUUGAGCUGCUGGCCAAGAAGAUUACGGAGCUGGGCUACUCGUGCUUUUACAGCCACGCCAAGAUGGCCCAGCACGCCCGAAACCGCGUCUUCCACGACUUUCGCAACGGCGUCUGCCGAAACCUCGUCUGCUCCGACCUGUUGACCCGUGGUAUCGAUAUCCAGGCCGUCAAUGUCGUCAUCAACUUCGACUUCCCCAAGAACGCCGAGACGUACCUGCACCGUAUCGGUCGCUCCGGUCGCUACGGCCACCUUGGUCUGGCUAUCAACCUGAUCAACUGGGACGACCGCUUCAACCUCUACAACAUCGAGCGGGACCUCGGCACCGAGAUCCAGCCAAUCCCGCAAACCAUUGACAAGGCCCUUUACGUUUACGAGAACCCGGAGAACAUCCCUCGCCCCGCCAACACCCUGCCAUCGCGGUCGCAGCCUUCCAACGCCGCCGCUCAGUUCCCCCAACCCGACCAACCUCAGCGUCAGCCUGCCGGCCCAGACCAGGCCCGCGGCCAACAGGGCGACUUUUCUCGCCAGGGAGGCCGGGGCCAGAAUGACGGCCAACCGCGCCAACAGCGCGGCGGCUACCGAGGAGGUCGUGGCCGUGGCAACUACCAAGGCCGAGGCGGCUACAACAACAGCAACAACUACCGAGGAGGGCGAUCUCAGCCUCAGUCUCAACAACCCGCCUAA